Messenger RNA from Panicum virgatum (switchgrass), 1320 nucleotides. RefSeq lists its product as uncharacterized. The record is from RefSeq and is a predicted model, not a curated record. The coding region runs from base 25 to 1116 and encodes 363 amino acids. Lineage: Eukaryota; Viridiplantae; Streptophyta; Magnoliopsida; Poales; Poaceae. The transcript is spliced from 5 exons.
UGUAAUCUAGUACUAUUAUUUUAUAUGAAAUGUAAUGUACUCUAUGUGUACUGUGUAAGACAUAUUAUAUAUUGUAAUAAUGUCAUUGGAUAUGCUUUGGGACAUGCAGCCAUGUCAGGUGAUGUUUCAAGGGCUGCUUGGAACUCCACAUACGAGAAAGGGCUUGUUGAAAUAUUACAUGAGUACAAGGAUAACCCAAAAUACAAAGGUCAGAAUGGUUGGUCAUCAGAAGGGUGGAGGAUUAUCACAGCCAAGUUCAAUGAGAGCUUUCCCAUAGCUCACUUCACAAAGCAACAAAUUCAAGAAAAGGAGAAGGAGCUUAAAGGUAACUACAGGACACUAAGAGAUGCUAAAAAGGAAAGUGGUAAUGGCUGGAAUGAAUCUUUGUGCAUGAUACUUGCCGAACCAAAAAUCUGGGAGAAGUUAAUUAAGAACCAUCCGAAAGUAGCAAAGUUUCACAAAAAGCCAUUUCCUCUCUUUUACCAAUUGGAAGCACUAUAUGAAGGAAGUAUUGCCACAGGGAAUCUAAACUUCACUUCAAUUCAGCAAAAGGAUCCUUUUGACGAUGCUCCUAUGGCUGCUCCAAAGGUUGCUCCUAUGGCUGCUCCAAGGGUUGCUCCUAUGGCUGCUCCAACUGUUGCUCCUAUGGCUGCUCCUGCUGAGAGAAGUAUCUCGGAACAAAGCUUCCACAGUGAUCUUAGAGACUUUGGCAAUAAUUCGUAUGCUUCAAGUUUUGAUGGCCAAGGGACCUCAAGUGCACGCAAUGAACAAAAUGAAGCUCAAUCCGCUCCAAGUGAAGGAGGAAGUGGGAGAAAGCGUAAGCAAAGUCACAUUGGAUCUGCACUUGAGGAUUAUGUGGAGUUUAAAAAGAGUCAAACAAGCAAAACUUUGGAAGCUCUGAAUGAAAAGAAAAAGCGUGCUGAGGAAUUUUGUUUUGAGAAGUGUGCUGAUCAAGUGGAUUCUAUAAAUGAAUUAACAAAUGAUGAGAAGUCAUAUGCUAUGGAGCUCUUUGAAUCUGAUACAAACAGAGAAGUGUUCAUGAAGACCAAAAAUCCUGAAGUUCGUCUAAUUUGGCUAAAGAGAAAAAUCAGAGCACUUGCUGCAAACAGUGCAUAGAAGGUAGAAGUUAUUUCGUGACAGGAGUGGCACAAAUGCAGAGUCAGCUCAUUUGAUCAGCAUGCACAAGUCAAAUAUAGUGCAGAACCAAAUCUUCCUUGAUAGUAUAUCCUGCUAUUCUGAAGGCCACGUGAACAUAUUUUUGCUCUAUUUAUCCCCUGAAUUUUUGUGAGCUACAAGCAAAUGGUUUCUGUUCUGGAAUUA